Molecule: messenger RNA, 1950 nt
Organism: Coregonus sp. 'balchen'
Lineage: Eukaryota; Metazoa; Chordata; Actinopteri; Salmoniformes; Salmonidae
Source: the annotation of a GenBank genome assembly
UGUGUGUGCUCGUGUGUGUGUGUGUACUUCCUUCCUAACUUCCAACUCGACUGAGGCAGCUAGUGGAAACCAUUUCGCAAUUGUGGAGAGUACACUCUCAAUGAGGGGGAAAAAUGUAAUGAGAAAGUGAGAGAACAAUUGAGAAACUAAGAAGAACAAUUUGGGUCCAGCUUCCUGAGGCACCAGGACAUUGUCUUGGGGCUGCUCUAUGGAACCCCUCAUACAGGAGAAAGGAACUAGAAGGGGCACGCUGAAGAAAAACAGACUAUUCUAUGGGGAAGAAAGACAUGUACAACUGUCUGUUUCUCUCAUUGACCUGUCUAUGCAUUCUCCAUGGUAAGUCAAACUACUCUUGUUUAGGAUUCCUGACAGUUGUAGAUAUAACCUUGGUUUUAAACCAUACGUAGGAUGGCCAACAAAUACCUGAAACAGCUAUCUAGGAUGUCGCUCAAGAAAAGGAAGGACAAGUAAUCAAUCAAACAAUCUAACCUAAAUUGAUGUAUCAUCUGCUUUCCUACAAAAGAGGUAUCAUGAGAAAUCACUACUCUCAAUGAACUCUCUCUCAUUACUAUAAAUGUAGAUUGCUAUUAGGAUAUUCAUUGCUGUAGAUGCUACUCCUCUAUUGUCUAGUGAAUUUUUUAUAUCAUAUUUAUAUGUUCCAUUUUUUCAACUUUUGUUCCCUCAGGGUAUGAUGCAGAGGAAUGUGUGACUUCUGUCUUGGCAAAGAGAAGUUCUGUUAACAUACCAAAGGGGGGCCCUCUUUCCCUAUCCUGUGUUGUUCAGCAUUGUGGAGAUGAUGGCUGGACAGGGGGAUGGGGGCUUUCAACAGAGGGACAGUUCCUUCUCUUUAGUCCCACUCCAAAGUAUCAUCUCUCCAACAUCACGUUGACAACCAAUAGAACCCGUCUGCUCAUGGACAUCCUCAAAGUCAACCAAUCAGAUUAUGGAAUGUACCAAUGCCAGAUCACCUGGGUUGAGGGAUACACCAGUGUUGGACAUAUGACAUAUGUGAACAUUACUGCAGGUAGAUAUGGUCCUUCUGUCUACAUAAAAUCAUUGUUCAUCAGUUUCAUGCAAGUAAUGUACAGUAUGUAUUUAUUUAUUUUUGCCCACACUUUGUAAGAUUUCCCUCCAAAAUGAGAAACAAUCACAGAAAAUGACCACUCCACAUUCCCAGAUGACAGGUAGACUGGUAUGCAUGUGCUCUGACUUCAUUGAUGUGCUGUACCCUUUCUCUGUAGCCAUACCACCCACAUCCGUGAGGAAGGUCUAUUUCAGGGUGGUGAUGUAUGUAAGUACCUGUUUGGUAAUCACCCUGGUUUUGGUUCUGGGUCUGGCUUGCCAUAUAAGGUCAAAGGUCCCAUCUCAGCCCCCUCCAAUACCACCGCCCAACCCCCCACCGCGCUCUCGAAGCACACGCAAGGACAAGCCCCGUAAGACAUCUCUUUCUUUAUCUAUACAGUUUCUUAACAUAUUGCUGCUGUAUGUUGACAUGCACAUUUCUACCACAGCACUGUACGUGAACAUUAUAUCCAAUUGUACAGUUGAUCGUGUCUACUGCUUAUUUAAAGGCCAAGUCUAAUGCUAAUUUGUGAAGUGACCAAUUAGGUAUGCAUUAAUUCUGCUUUUGACUCUGAUCUUUUCUUUGCAGCCACACCCAAACCUAAACCAAAGAUAGAGGUGUGUGUUCUUUGAAUAAUGGCUUCUGAAUGCUCUUUUCCUUAACCAUUUUCUAGAAUGCUUCCUUGGGCUAACCUGAGUGUCUAUUUUCUUGCAGUUGGUCUAUGCAGCUCUUUCAAAGGGCUGUCUUGAACAGCAGAAUCCUAAUCCUCAACGAGAAGCUGCACAGCCCACAGUCUACUCCUCUCUCCGCUUCUCCUGACUCAGUCAGACUUUUAUAUUGUUGAGACCUCAACCCAAAUCCUACCCACUUGGCACACACUGGUUGAA